Messenger RNA from Aspergillus sclerotioniger CBS 115572, 1416 nucleotides. RefSeq lists its product as uncharacterized. The transcript is spliced from 6 exons. Lineage: Eukaryota; Fungi; Ascomycota; Eurotiomycetes; Eurotiales; Aspergillaceae. The record is from RefSeq and is a predicted model, not a curated record. Gene Ontology annotation, molecular function: protein binding. The coding region runs from base 1 to 1416 and encodes 471 amino acids.
AUGAGACUUUCUCGGCCUUCAUUCAAUCCCGGGCGGACAAAAAACAUUAUCCAUGGCUUUCAGGCCUUUAUAAUUUUCCUGGCAUGGGUUCUGACCAUCGCCGUGUUCACAAAAGGCCAUGGUAUUGAUGGGCGUGAGGCCUGGUACUGGGCUUUGUGCUGGUUCAGUAUCCCCGGUCUGAUCUACCUCGUGGCAGUGCCCAUGUGGCCGCGCGCACGCCGCUUCGGAAACGUAUAUGCCUUUGCGACCGUCGACUGUCUGUAUGCUAUCUUGUGGUUCACUGCGUGGGUUUGCGUGGCCAGUUAUGUAGCAGAAGGAAAGAGCAAGGGCAAGUCAGACUCCAGCUCGAGCAGUACCUCGACCAAGAGGGAUGCCACCACCACUACCACCACUGCCAGCACCAGCACAAGCACCAGCACCAAGAGUGGAUGCGAUAACUGGGCCUACGGAAGCGCGGGUAAAUGCAAGCUCAGCACAGCCACUGUGAUCAUGGGUGUUGUCAUUUUCUUGCUCUUUAUUGUAACCGCCUUCAUGUCCUUUCGCAAUGUCGCGCAUUUCCGCCGAACCGGCACCUUGCCCGACGCCGUCUCCGAUCCUACCUUUGCUGCGCAGUCAAAGGCCGCCUUCAACCCCGCACAUGACUUUGAGGAGGAAGAAGACGACUUCCGCUCCCGCGCCGGAAUCGGCUCUUCUGUGCGUGGCGACAGAGACGAGGACUACGCUCUGUUGCAGCAGAGCGAGGUGGAUGAAUUUGGAAAUUCGCAAGCGCGCUCUGCGCUGUCGGGCACAUACGAUCCGACUGUUUCCGGGGGAAGUGUCCUCCACGACUACAGCACCAGCUACGGUGGUGCACACGGACAACAUUAUGGAACGCCGUCGGAAUUCGGAACCAAUGAAACAGUCAAAAUGACCUCCCUCGACCUCUACACACAAUACCCACUCCACCUCGACCCAACCACCAAAUCCAUCACCCUCGCACCCACAACCACCCCCUCCCCAGCACGCAGCGCCCAAGUCACCAAGCUCCGCGACAGCGCCAACGCGGCAUUCCGCAAAUCCAACCACGCGGAUGCCGCCCGUCUGUACACGUACGCUAUUGAUAUGGCGAUUGGGAGGCCGGGGUGGGAGCCGGUGACGCUCGCGAGGGAGGAGUUGGCGGGGUUGUAUUCCAAUCGCGCGCAGGCGUGGAUGAGUCAGAGGAAGUGGCCUGAGGGGUUGGUUGAUGCGAGGUGUAGUGUUGAGAGUAAGCCUGUGGGGAAUGUGAAGGCUUGGUGGAGGGGGGGACGGUGUUUGGUGGAGAUGGGGAGGUGGGAGGAGGCUAAGGGGUUGGUGGAGAAGGGGUUGGAGGUUGAGGGGAGGGGUGGGGAGGGGGAAAGGAACUUUUGGGGUUGUUGGGGGAGGUGGAGGAGGGGUUGA